Messenger RNA from Leptomonas pyrrhocoris, 996 nucleotides. RefSeq lists its product as hypothetical. The coding region runs from base 133 to 996 and encodes 287 amino acids. Lineage: Eukaryota; Euglenozoa; Kinetoplastea; Trypanosomatida; Trypanosomatidae. The transcript has a single exon. The record is from RefSeq and is a predicted model, not a curated record.
GUCAACUCUCUUCUACUUGAGAUAUCGACAACCACAACACACCAUCAGAGACCGUCGCCUCCAACCCUCUCUCUCCUCCUAAAAGAAUAUUAAGCAGAAUAAAAAAAAACGCUCUACAGACUCCACACGCAGAUGAGCCAUUCCCUUUCUACGCCGCGAGUCCCAGCUGCGGAAUCUGAGUUGCCUCCGCUGGCGGUAACGGACGAAAACGCUGUUGCGCAACCUCCUGCCUCCGCCGCAAAGGCUGACAGCACUCCCCUCUUUCAUCCCAAAAAAACAUUUCUGCAGGACAUCGUCGCCCGCACAGGCCUGACUUCGCCGGACCAUCCCGAGCUUGACGACUUCAUCGGCCCACACGGCGUUGUCCCGCAGCUGCCGGCGAUCCCUGACAUCUUCGUACCGAGCGGUGACGUCACAUCAGGCAGGACAAGUCGAUCCGAUACCUCGUGCGACAGCGACGACUUCUAUGGCAGCCGCAAACACGGCAUUGAAGCGGUGUCGGGGCUGGCCUAUGUAAGUCGCUUCACACCUCACCUCGGCGUGGAGCUGCGGUACAAUAUCACCAGCAACUUUGCGGAGCUGGUGGCUGCGAGCGGUGAGGGUGGCUUCUCGGUUGAAGAGGCAGUGCGCCAUCUAGCACGCAAACAGCAUCAACCGCACGAUAAAACGGCCAAAGCGCCGCAUCCUGUGGAAGAGGCGUGGUGCGUGAACACACCUUUGAAUCCUGAGGUAUUACGUUUGUGUGUGCAGGCGAGGGUGGCACGGCUUGUGCAGCGAAAGGGCUGGACAGGGGUUGAUGCGCCGACAUCAAACUGCACCUUCAUUACUGCCCUGACUCGCCCCCGACCAGACUCAGAAAAAAAAAGGAUGCGGUACCGGCGACCUCCCGGCCUCUCUCGUAUGAGGGGAACCGCCCUCUGGACGCGGACGUGCAACGGGCGUUGCGAGAAGGCAUCAAAUCUGUGUUGUGCAAGGGCGACAUCGUGGUGGUGCUGA